This is a messenger RNA of Esox lucius (northern pike), 716 nucleotides long. Its product is annotated as octapeptide-repeat protein T2-like. NCBI's taxonomy places the organism in Eukaryota, Metazoa, Chordata, Actinopteri, Esociformes, Esocidae. The record is from RefSeq and is a predicted model, not a curated record. Bases 47 to 679 code for a protein of 210 amino acids. The transcript has 2 exons.
CUUAACAGACAUAACAACAGCGGCUGGUGAAUGAGGUGAUUAAAAGAUGAAAGAGGCAGAGCGGCAGAGCGGCAUCAGAGGGAGAGCGGCAGAGCGGCAUCAGAGGGAGAGCGGCAGAGCGGCGCGGCAUCAGAGGGAGAGCGGCAGAGCGGCGCGGCAUCAGAGGGAGAGCGGCAGAGCGGCGCGGCAUCAGAGGGAGAGCGGCAGAGCGGCGCGGCAUCAGAGGGAGAGCGGCAGAGCGGCGCGGCAUCAGAGGGAGAGCGGCAGAGCGGCGCGGCACCAGAGGGAGAGCGGCAGAGCGGCGCGGCACCAGAGGGAGAGCGGCAGAGCGGCGCGGCACCAGAGGGAGAGCGGCAGAGCGGCAUCAGAGGGAGAGCGGCAGAGCGGCGCGGCACCAGAGGGAGAACGGCAGAGCGGCGAGGCAUCAGAGGGAGAGCGGCAGAGCGGCAGAGCGGCAUCAGAGGGAGAGCGGCAGAGCGGCGCGGCAUCAGAGGGAGAGCGGCAGAGCGGCGCGGCAUCAGAGGGAGAGCGGCAGAGCGGCGCGGCAUCAGAGGGAGAGCGGCAGAGCGGCGCGGCAUCAGAGGGAGAGCGGCAGGGCGGCGCGGCACAAAGGGAGAGCGGCAGGGCGGCGCAAAGGGAGAGCGGCAGAGCGGCGCGGCACAAAGGGAGAGCGGUAUGAAAAGAAACACAACAUGACAGACAAUGACAGUAUGUGG